Leptopilina heterotoma is the source of this 8468-nucleotide messenger RNA. Its product is annotated as protein PALS1. Gene Ontology annotation, biological process: morphogenesis of an epithelial sheet; generation of neurons; establishment or maintenance of polarity of embryonic epithelium. Gene Ontology annotation, cellular component: plasma membrane; adherens junction. NCBI's taxonomy places the organism in Eukaryota, Metazoa, Arthropoda, Insecta, Hymenoptera, Figitidae. Gene Ontology annotation, molecular function: protein binding. The record is from RefSeq and is a predicted model, not a curated record. Bases 1608 to 6092 code for a protein of 1494 amino acids. The transcript has 20 exons.
GCAUGUGAUUUUUUUUUUCUUGUGCCGGUGUUUUCUGAUAAUUUUAUCAAAUUAAAGUGUUAAUAAUUAAAGUCAACAAGUUUUGUUCGUUCUGCAAUUACUUUUAAUCAUCAAGUUAGGGAUUUUGGAUUCCAAUCAUGUGUCGGAUUGUGCAGAAAGUUUCUACAUCGAAAGUUGGAAGUUUGGCGACGAUGGGCAAAGUUGGAGGCAUUUUUCGAAAUCGAAGAAAAAAGCCAAAGGGAGAUUGGUGACUAAGGAGAGAGUUGGAGACUGGAUUUUUGGAUUUGAUACCAGUCCCUUGGAGUAAAAAGUCAACUGUGAGCCGAGUUGCUGCCUAGCUCGAUGGUUUCUCUGUCACUCGGUGGUGGAUCGAGGAUAAAGUGAAGAAGGAGAGGAGAGAGAAUAUUAGUCGAGGGUGGGAAAAAGCUCCUCUCGCUCUCUCUCUCGGAUAGCCACCCUCUGCGCAACGGAUCAUCAACGCAACGUCCUCGUUGUUGUGUCGACGUGAAUUAUCCGCGAAUAUGUUGAGGAUAUGGACCAGUGGAGGCGAGGCUCGUUGAAGCCGCUUGACGAGUUUCGAAAGAGGCGACGACGAGGAAGAAGAAGAAGAAGAAGAGAAGCUGCAUUAAAACACCGGGUCCACGGGCCGAGGGCGCUCUUUACCCAGGGUGAGCGUGAUCGCAGGCGCGAAACGUAACCUUACUAUAACUCGAACGAGAACGAAAAGUCGCGAGGACGAGCGCCGGAAUAUCCAGAGCCCGAGAGUAACCUGGGCGCGUACCAAUCUGCAGUUCACACCCAUUACUGAGAGAGAAACUCUUUUUUUUCUACCACAAAAAAAAAAAAAUUAUCUCUUUGGCAAAUUCCAACAGCCAAGAUAAAAAAAUAAUGGUGUUUAACGGGAGAAUUUAUUUUUGAAACAAGUGCCCAAAAAAAAUAUUUUUCUUGACAAGUUUGUGAAUUUUCGAAAUUAAUAAUUUAAACAUGACUGAAAUUUUUGAUUCAAUGCAAUCAACACAUUGGGAAAAAUUAUUGAGAUGAGAAACAUGUUUACAGUGCAACCGGUUAAUCUGGAGUAUUUGAUCAAUAAAAUGAAGAUAAGGAUUUGAAUUCUCUUCAAUUAAAGAGGAAAUUUAUUCUCGAGUGUUGUGGAAAUGUAGGGGGGCCCAUGGCCAGGGCCCCAAAGUGGCCAAUUUUUUUUUUUUCAUGACCUAUACGAGAGAUGAAAAAGUACUUUUGCAGUAAUUUAAUAUUCCUACUGUGAAUAAAAGGAAAAUAACUUUGACUGCGAGGGAAAAAUAGAGAGAGAAAGAGAGAGAGAGAGAGGAUGGUCAUUGUUCGGUGAAAACAAAAAACCGUCCUCGAGGCAACACAAACGAGCGGGGGUUUAGAUUCGUAAAAUUAUAUUUAAAAAAAAAGAAGAAAAGAAGAGAAGUGCGCGAUUGCCGGGUUGUUGUAGGUUUUUAGGAAGGGGGGAAAAAUGAGGGAAUGUUGAAAGAAUAGAGUUUUAUCUAUAAUAUUUCAAAAUAAACUGUUGCGAAUGAAGGAGUUUUUAAAUCAUCAUCGAUAGUAUUAAAUAGUAUAUUAUAAUACAGCCUCAAGCAGAAAUGGUCGAUUUAGGAGGAUACAUCAUCAUUUUGAUGAAUCAUAAUGGAAAAAUUAAACUUUAUGGAUCUCCUGCAGAUAAUGCAGACAGUUUAGAGGUGGGUGACGAGAUCCUUGAGGUCAACGGACGAACCCUCGAAAAUGCGACUCAUUCCGAGGUUAUUCAAUAUAUUCAUCAGUGCAUAAAAUCCAGAACAAUAUGCCUUCGAGUAAGAAGAAAAAAAAGUGGCAACAAGAUGGAAGAAUUGGACGGACCAAACGCUGGGAGGAUAAGGGACGCUUGGGUGAUAGCAGUCGAAAGAGGAGCGAGAGAACGGUUGCAGAAGUUGAGUGCUUUGAGAAGAAUACAACCUCGAGAUAUUACAAUACUCUACCAACAGAUAAGCGAAGGCGCUGCUUCGACAAGCGAAGGUGCUACCGAAAAGGAUGUUUCGAACAGUCAAAUUACUGUUACACUAUCCGACAAAGAGCCUGGAACGAUUGCCCAUCCGACAAAACUAAGCAACGGAACUAUUCCCAAAGGCAUUGCAAAAAGUCAGGAUUCCGAGGAUCUCAAAGAACACGCAAAGGAUCAAAAAGAUCAAAAGGACGCUUCGGAAAAACAACAGAGCUGUCUUGACGAACCAAAUCUUCUGCAACCGGUGCAGAGUUCGCGAGUUGGUGAACGAAGAGCGAGUAGCCCUUUUCAAAAUGGACGAACCGAGGUUUUGAUUGGAGAACCCGAGGGUGGCCCGAGGUCACCUAGAGGAUCCACAUCUUCGGCUAUCAAUGACAGUAACUCCCUGACCACACCAGAAGAGAAGGAUUAUCCCGAACCAAUUUGCAGGUCCAGAAGGCGUAGUACUGGCAGUGGCGUGGCAGAGAUUCACCUGCAGCAAAAUCAGCAACAAUCGCAGUUGCAGGAGAAUAACAACAGCAGCUCGCAGGAUACGAAGGAGUCGCGGGAGGGUUUGGGGCCCGAUGAGAUGUGGGGCUCAGGUGCCCUGGGCCAUCAUCGGGAACUGCCCGUCGAUGUCCCUGACACUCUCCUCCAGCAGGCUUACCCCAACAAGGUAAAGAUCGGUUCAUCCCCAUGUAGGAACGAGCCACGACAAUCCCGUAGCGCUAGCAAUCUUUCCCUAAAUCUCCGCAAUGAAACACUUAAAAAGUCCACUCUCUCCCAAAAGAAGCGCGAUCCCGAAAGUUCACCCCUUGUCUCUGCUCUCGAACCGCCACCAAUAAUCACCAUCGAGCUGAAAAUUCAAAAUCCAACCAACAAGAAUCUUAUAAAUUCACCAGAUGAGGUGAACGAGGACGAUAAGACAAUUCACAAUAAUCAGCAGGCCAAUUCCACGAAUUCUGGUUCGCCAGACUUGAAAGAUCCACUCAAGAGUUCCGACGACGAGGAGGACGACGAUCAUUCGAAUCAGAAGGAAUCUAACGUCGACACUGAGGAGGACUAUCCAUUCGCCAAGGAGGACUAUCCGACGAUGCUGAAAAGUUGCAGUGACGAUUCGGCGAGUCCCAGAAGCUCUUCGGGUCGGUCCGACAGUACAGCACCCCUGGAUUCGAGCCUCGUUCUAAGGCACGACUCACCCUGUGGAAACGAUUCCCUCCCCUACGACGUUCGUAGAAUCGACCUCGGCUCGAAAGUAACUCCAAUCUUCAACACCACGUCCUUCGAGAAUCCAGCCUACGGUCUCGCCGACCUCCAAGGCUUUCUCAUGCGGUCCGACGAGGUCACCGAUCUCACCCGUCUGAUUGACGAAAAAGUCAUCAUACCCCGCAAAUGGAAGGACCCCAAAUCCGAAGUCAAAUCAGACACUCCCGUGAAGAUUUCCAACUCAAACCAACGGAAUCUCGAGAAUUCCGAAUUGAUGCGAGUCGCCUCGACCGACGAUCUUAUCAGCGUCGAUCUCUCAACAACCAAAUCCCGAACGAAGAAACGACGCCAACAACAAACAUCCAGUGGAUAUUCGACCCUCCGAAGUGAGGCCUCCACCGAAUCCAAUUCAUUCCUCGUCGUCGGCAACAAAAAUUACCGCGAGGUGGCGGUCGACUGUCCUGACGAUUUUGUGCCAGUGACCAAAUCUCAUCCUGUUUAUCCACCGCCGAACAAGACUCCCACGAACAGCAAGCACAACACCCUCGAACAAAAACGCCAUUCCGCGCACUUCAGCCCUAGAGAUUUAGAGAUUGCUCACAAUCAUAAAAUUGAGCUCGAGGAAGCGGCGGCGAACAAGAACCGAUAUAGCCUCCCAUCCUCUGAUAAUUCUCUAGUCGUGCGCACACUCGAACAAAAGCACGACAAGAAGGCUGGUCUCAAUGGGGUCAAACCUGCUAUUCCGCCCAGAGAUCAGAAAAGAGCACCCGCUAGACCACCCAAGGAUAAUCUUCGUCUUUCCACUCAAAACAACAAUGUGGAGCCGAGCGAUAACACCACUACCGAACCCACUCAACAACAGCUUCAUUCCAUUAGAAAAUAUAAGGAGCAACUGCAGAGGCGAAAAGAUGAGGAGCAGAGACAGGAAUACAUCAAUCGUUCACUCCGUGACUCGAAGAAGCUUCAGGCCUUGGAAAGUCACGCGACGAGUCUCUCCGGGCAAGAAAAUCUUGCCUAUGCUCAAGAUGAGGUGACUACCGUCGGACGAACUCCCAUCACUCCAAGUCAUGUCACUCAAGAAGUCGAGGAACCCCCGAGACCACUCACUUACGGAGAGGUGGUUGCAUCCCUCGAGAGGCUGCAACUUCAACUGCGAAGUAUAUCCGGGGCUUUGGGAAUAUCGGGACCAGGUGUCGAGGCUGAAUUGGAAGCAGUUCGAACGCUUUUGGUUCAAAGGCGAUUUGCAACCGCUUUGUCGACUCAUCACGCCUUGAAGAGUCGAUUGAGAUCUGGCAAAGUUCUCAAACAUUAUUCGGAGGAUGCGUCAACUCUCGCUCGAGAUUGUGUCGAGGUCCUGGAGCAAUGGCAAUCAUCAAUGGCUGCAAAAGCCGCAACAGCGGGGGAAACGAUAGCUGCCGCUGAGGAACUAACAGCCUUACUAACUAGUUAUGAAAUGGAAGGUCUUCUGUUGGCUCACGACUCGAUUAUCUCCUGUGUGGAUGGCUUCCAGGCAAAACAUAGUUCCUCCUCACCGAGCGGUCCACCUAGUCCGUCGUUAAGUUCCCGUGUAGCUGACAAUAUCAAGAUCAUUAGAAUAGAAAAAACCAACGAACCUCUAGGGGCUACCGUAAGGAACGAAGGAGAAGCUGUCAUUAUUGGUCGUGUGGUGCGAGGAGGAGCUGCCGAUAAAUCGGGAUUGUUACAUGAAGGUGACGAGGUGCUAGAAGUGAAUGGCGUCGAAAUGCGAGGAAAGAGUGUGAAUGAAGUCUGUGACAUUUUAGCUGGAAUGCAAGGAAGUCUGACGUUCCUAAUAUUUCCUGCUCCUACAAUAAAUUCGAAUUCGAAUAAUAAUAAACGAGAAGAUAAUCAACAGACACAACAUGUGCGGGCACAUUUCGACUACGAUCCCGAGGAAGAUCCUUACAUUCCUUGUCGAGAAUUGGGAGUGAGUUUUCAAAAAGGCGACGUGCUUAACGUUAUUUCUCAAGAGGAUCCUAAUUGGUGGCAAGCUUAUCGAGAAGGAGAAGAAGAUCAAACUUUGGCUGGUUUAAUUCCCAGUAAAGCCUUCCAGCAUCAACGUGAAUCAAUGAAACAAACAAUUGCUGGCGAUAAAUCAACUGUACGUGGUUCGAAAAAAUCCAGUACGUUACUUUGUGCGAGAAAAAAUCCAAAGAAGAAGAAACGAAAUAAAUUUGGUUCGAAUUUCAAUGACGAUGGAUAUCCUCUUUAUGCAACGACAAGUAUUGACGAUUAUGAUAGCGAAGAGGUGCUUACAUAUGAAGAAGUGGCCUUAUACUAUCCAAGAGCGAAUCAUAAGAGGCCGAUUGUGCUCAUAGGUCCUCCAAAUAUCGGUCGACACGAACUUCGACAGAGAUUAAUGCAAGACAGUGAGCGAUUCGCGGCAGCAAUACCACACACAAGCCGACCCAGAAAAGAUUCAGAGAUCGAUGGACAGGAUUACCAUUUUAUAUCUCGUUCACAAUUUGAAUCGGACAUUCUUUGUAGGAAAUUUGUCGAACACGGCGAAUAUGAGAAAGCAUACUAUGGAACUUCAGUGGAGGCAAUACGUUCCGUCGUCAACUCAGGGAAAAUCUGUGUUCUAAAUCUUCAUCCACAGAGUUUGAAAAUCCUGAGAAGCUCCGAUCUAAAGCCAUACGUUGUUUUUGUUGCGCCUCCAAGUUUAGAGAAACUCCGACAGAAGCGAAUAAAAAAUAACGAAAAUUUCAAGGAAGACGAAUUGAAGGAUAUCAUUGAAAAGGCAAGAGAAAUGGAGGACAAAUACGGUCAUCUCUUCGACAUGAUUAUCAUCAACAAUGACACCGAUCGAGCGUACAAUCAACUACUCACGGAAAUUAAUUCACUCGAAAGAGAGCCUCAAUGGGUUCCAGCAUCAUGGCUCCAGUAGUAUUAAGAUUUUAAAUUAAAAAAAAAAAAAACAUGAGCCAGUCUCUACCAAAUUUCGGACUGAGAAAUCGAUUUUACCAGCCCAAAAUAAAGAAAAAAAAAGAUUUCCGUAUUUACAAAAUACAGUGUGAAAUCAAAUAGUUAAUAGUGUUUAGAGUUUUGCAGACAAAUAAAAAUAACAUCAAGUGGCAUGUAAUAAACGUCGUCUUAGAUUGUACGAAAAGCAAAUAUAUAUAAAUAUACUUAUAUAGAACAAAACAAAAAAAAAAAAAGCAGUGAGCCACCGCCGAAUUUUGCUUCUUAAACGUCAUCGAAGCAUUUUUUGUGUAUCUGUUUUUUCUCAAUCGGCGAGAGCGAUUUCUAAUUUAUAAUAAUAUCUAAUUUAUAUACUCUUCUUCAUGGCACUCGAGUCAAAUUUUUGUAAUAUUUGUUAACGAACUUUCACCGAGUUACUUCGCACGACCUUUUUCGAUUCAUAAAAAAGUGAUUUUGACGCUGAAUCACUUUCUCUCUCUCUGUCUCCUGCGUGAAAACAGUCGGUCGGUCUUCUCAUCACUAUUUAAAAAAAAGCCAAUGUCUGUCGUAAACCUAGAUUCCAAAAAAACCCCUAAAAUUAAAUAAACAAAUUUGCAGGAAAAUUACUAACUACUGUUCGCCAUAGGCUAUCUCGUGACUGUUUUUAGAGAAAAAAAAAAAAAACAAAUCGUGUUUCUAACGUAUAGAGUCGUUAGUGCAAUAGACUUAGCUCGAGUAUAUUAAAAAAAAAAGAAUGUCAAAAGUUUUUAAAAAGAGAGCGGUGAUUAAUCGCAGGAAUAAAUUACAUUAAGCAUCGAUUGUCGCAUCCCUCCAUUCGUCGUCACCCUUUCCCUCCCUUUUUUCUAAUUCACAUCGUUCGUCGAAUCAAAAAAUGGACUUUUAAUUUUUUACUUUCAUCAAUGUUAAAAAUAAUGCACCAAAAUGCAAAAAGAAACUUUUUUUAAAAAAAAAAAAGAAAGACUUGAAAAGUAUUCGAAAUUAGUUUCUUUUUUAUGCCAGUGUGUGUGUGCAUGUGAGUGAAUUUUCUAAGUUACAGUGACUUAAAAAGAACAAUGUUAGGAUCUUAGAUUGUUUAAGAAAAAAAUGCCUUUUGACUUUCUAGAUCUGUAUUGAGAUCCAGCAUUGUGCCAAGAGUUCAAAAAAAAAAAAAAAAAAAAAAUCGGAAAUGUGCCAAAUUUUUUCGUAUAUAAUUUACGAAAAAAAUUCCCCAAGAUUUUUUUUUUGCAAAAUAUCUUGCGCGCUCAAUGGCACUUAAACUCAUCAGCGUGUUUACUGACUGUGUAAAUAUCUGUGCAAUUGUAUAGAAAAGAAGGAGAAAAAAUGGAAAUUGUUAUCGUUAGAUUUAUUUCUUUUUUUUUUAUUAUAAUUGUGAUCUAUUGUCACCAAUUUUUAUUAAUUAUAUUAUUUUAUUAUAAUUUACUAUCUACAUUUAAAGAGUGUACAUUAACUAUUAUUGAUAUUGAAACGAGAAGCUACAUAGAGUUGUAUAUAUUAUAUAUAUAUAUAAAAUAUAAAUAUAUACACAUAUAUAUACGCACAUGUAAAAGUGUUCUAGUGGAGUAAAAGUGGAAUCUCGAUUUAUUUUUGUUUGUUUGUAGUUUUCGAAAAAUUUAAGUGCCAUCUCAGAAUUAAGCACUUUGAGAAAAUGUUUUAUUUUCUCUAAUUCGUCAUGAUUCGAGAUAAUAUAAACACCGUCCAGUAGUUUCAAAAAGAAUCACUAGUUUCUUUUUUUUUUAAGCUUGUUCAUUUUAGAAAAAAAGGACAUUAAUUUAAAGAAAGCUUCACUAGGAUACUGACAUUUUCACGUAUAAAUAUGAUUAAAAAAUAAAUUUGCGAAUCGAGUAAUAUAAGUGGAAACAAAUUGAAGGUGGACAAUUGAAGACUUGUGCAAAAAGAUUCUAAUACGUUGUGUUUUUAAAUAAAAGAAAAAUAAAUAAAUAAAUAGUGUUCGUGGAUGCGGGUAUCGAUGAGUGAAAAUUGAAAUCCUAACACUUUUUGAUGGUAAUGUUCCUCUGAGCAAUUAUCUGUAUUUACCCGAAAUGGCAAAACUGCUUUGCAGGAGAGGCGAAUAGCGAGAUUCUUGAUAUUGAACUAAGAUGAUAUGAUAUAGAUUAUAUAUAUAUAAAUAAAUAUUUACGUAUAAGCAGGGUUGGACGUUUUAAAUAUUGUGAUGGUAAUAGAGAAAAGAUUUAUAAUAAACAAACGAGAAAGAAUGUUUUAUAUCAUUUUAAAACAUAGUUCAAUAUCAAGUGUGAAAUAUGACUGUACAACCGCGCCGACAUUUCACGUUCCACCUCACGUUCUGUUACGAAUUCCGUUGAAUAAAGGUUAUUAUAACAUU